UUAGUAAUUAAUACCAAACAAAAGGGAAUAUUUUUUUAUUUAACCAACUUGGAGUCAGCCACAGUUGGAGACUAUAUUUAUAUUUAUUAUUGUUGGCCAUAGAUAAUAGAUACACAAAGGGUGAUUGUUGGCUCCCAAGUGGUACGAAUUCUAUCAAUUAUUGUUAUUAACUAAAUGACAUGUUAGAUGGCAUUGGCGUACCUUAAUUAUCUACAGUUAUUAGUUUUACUUGUCUAUGAAUCUUACCGUGAUUUUAUCUAUGAUUUUAUCAUUAACCUAGUUUUUGUUUCAUUAUUUUUCCCGCAAAGGCAGCAUUUUGGAAAAUUGGAAUGCAUUCUAAUAUUGUAAUUUAAAUACUUUCUGCUUUACUAAUGGAUUUCAAGUAUAGAAAAGGUCAGCGCUUAGUUUUAGAGCUUGCCUCGUUAGAAGUAUUUGAAGGUGAUUAUGAAUCUGGUACAAAAAACAGGAUCGAUUUAAAUAAUAUUAUUGAAUAUCCAAAUAGCUCUAAAAUAAAGGGUAUUCAGAGUUUUUAUAGAUGUGAUAUACGUAGUGUUAGUGUUGUUGAUAAUGACCAAUCUAGUAGCAGUAGCAGUAAUGAUGAACUAAGUUUUAACAAUUCAGCUGAAGAUAAAGAUUUAACUCAAGUUAUUCUGUUGCCUAAAGUAGAGUAUGAUAGACUGAAAGAUAUGAUGUAUGAUUUCAUAUACAUGGCAACAACAGAUAGGCGGUAUAAAGAUGCAAUUGAUGAUUUACUUAAUGCUGAAAAUAUUGGUGUUGUGGGAUUGGGAAGUCAGUAUGGACGAUCAAAUAAAAUACAAUUGUUGCUGUUAUCUACAUGGAAGCAAGUUUAUAUAUUUGAUAUUUUAUCAUUCAAUCGCAAAAAUUUUGAACCAGAAUUAAAAGAAAUUUUAGAGAGUCCAUUCAUAAAAAAAGUUGUACAUGAUUCUCAACGAUUAAAUGCUUGUUUAUCUCACUGUCAUAACGUAACAAUGGUUAAUUUUUUUGAUACUCAGGUUGCUGAUAUGUAUAUAAACAAAACUGGAACGACUCCAGUUGCAUCAAGAAGUCUAUCUGAUUGUCUUGCUCAUUAUUUUCACUUGCCCUGCAACUUAAUAGUACAAGCAGAGAGAACAGAUAUAAAAAAAUGGCAACAACGUCCUUUAACGGAUGCUCGGAAAACACGAGCUGCCAUACUUGUUAUUUAUUUGAUUGUGUUGAAAAACAAGCUGGAAGAAAUCUUAUUGAGAGACUAUUAUAAUGAAGUAAAAAUUUAUUCUUCAAAUGUAAAAGGUGGAACCUAUUAUGACUCAUUACUAAUAACUAAAAAGACAAGAACAUCAAAAAAUAUUCCCUGCUACAACUAAAUAAACAAAUAAAAGGAAGCAUUUUACAGAGAGUGAUGAAUAGGAUAAAUGGGCGAUAUCAAAGUCAAAUAACUCAUUGCUUUCUAAUCAUAUCUUGCAUCAAUUAAUGCUCUCUUUGAUGUAUAGAUUAUAAUAUUAAAACUAUUGAAGGUGUACUUAUGCAGAAGCAUAUUGAAUAUUUAAAUAAAACACAAGAAUGUUUCAACAAAAGUACAAUAAAAAACAAUUUGACAACUGUUUCGACUUAUUUGAAUUUAGUCUAUAAUUAUUUAAAUGGAACGUCAAAGAACUCAUCCGAAGAUUAAAGGUCGAACUCAACUCAACUCACGCAAACUCUCGUCCAGUGACUUAAAAAAGUCGAGCAAUUGUCAGCCAACUAAGCCAUCAUACUAACAAAACCCUUGACAAAAAGAAUCAUGCCAAAAGUCCACCAAUUGUUUCUUACAUGCAGCACUGGGGAAGGCCAGGUCAUGGCAGCUUUUGCAACUUUUGAAUGGUGAUGUCAAAUUGUUUGCAUUCAACUGAUUAGUUUUCAAUUGCAGAUCAAAGAGUAUUGUUUUCCGAUCGAUUUAAUAUCAUUCAGUGCGAAAUAUAGUUAGAAACCAAUGAAUUACUUCAUCCUCUGUACUGCUAGAAAUAAAAAACAAAAGCACGUUGUA
This is a messenger RNA of Agrilus planipennis (emerald ash borer), 2023 nucleotides long. RefSeq names its product piRNA biogenesis protein EXD1-like. The transcript is spliced from 4 exons. NCBI's taxonomy places the organism in Eukaryota, Metazoa, Arthropoda, Insecta, Coleoptera, Buprestidae. The record is from RefSeq and is a predicted model, not a curated record. Gene Ontology annotation, molecular function: 3'-5' exonuclease activity; nucleic acid binding. Gene Ontology annotation, biological process: nucleobase-containing compound metabolic process. The coding region runs from base 372 to 1364 and encodes 330 amino acids.